Molecule: messenger RNA, 1013 nt
Organism: Quercus lobata
Lineage: Eukaryota; Viridiplantae; Streptophyta; Magnoliopsida; Fagales; Fagaceae
Exons: 1
Coding region: 79-702 (207 amino acids)
Source: RefSeq, a predicted model, not a curated record
UCUCUCUCUCUCUCUCUCUCAAAGCAAAACCAAAAAAAAAACAAAAACAAAAACAACAUCAAAAACAAAAGAGCAGAAAUGGAAAUGGAACCAAGCCCACCGCCGGUGGUAGCGAAGAAGCUAUGGAACAUAAUACGUGUAGUGUUCUUCAUGAUAAGAAAAGGCAUAUGCAAGAGCAAAAUAAUGGUUGAUCUCCAUUUGAUGCUGAAGCGUGGCAAGCUAGCAGGAAAAACCAUAGCAAACAACCUCAUGUUCCACAACAACUUCUCUUCCUUGAGUUGCAAAUCCAAUGCUUCCCUUUCCUUCAUAUCCCCACGUGAAUAUGAAUUCAGCUGUAGCAAUAGCCCCGCUAAUCACUACCCUUUUCAUUUCAACAAGCGCAAACACCACCACCAUCUUUUCACCAAGCCUUACGGCUAUGACGAUGUGACCACUGUUAAUGCGGUCCAGAAAGUGCUGGAGAUGUUGAACAAUGAAGCAGUUGUUGAGGCCUCUCCUAUGGUUACAUUACCUGGGUUUGGAAAAAGCCCUAUGGUGAGGCAGCUACGAGUGACAGACUCGCCGUUUCCAUUGAAGGACGAUGGUGAUAGCCAAGUGGACAAAGCAGCUGAAGAGUUUAUUAACAAGUUUUACAAGGACCUUAAGCUGCAAAAAAGAACGGCUGCACUUGAAUCACCGUACCAUGCUGUGUGGGGUCGAUGAAAUUAAUUUUCUAAUCUUUAAUUUGCGCGCAACAGUUUCGAUCUGUGACUGUGAUAUCAAUUCUGGAUAGCUAGCUAGAGUUCCAUAUGGAUAUGUAUGAAGAAAGUUGUUCCCUACACCCUCCGCUUGAAGUAAACCUAUCAUUCUUUUUUUUUUUUUUCUUUUUCUUUUCCUUUUUUUUUUUUUUUUUUUUUUUUUUUUUUUUUUUUUUUUUGCUAUAUCAAAUUAAAGUCACAUGAUGUGUUCAUUAUCGUAUGAUAUAGCACUUUAUGGUUUACUUGUCAAGGAAGUGUGUUAACUACUUUUGUAUU